AGAAGCUCACGGUCUAAUUAUGAAGAACAUCUCAAUUUUAAUUGUCUUUAUGCUUGUUAGCAUCCUUGCUAUAGGUAGCAUUAGUAUGACUGAAGGGAUAAUAAAUGAUCCGACACAUUGCUGCACCCCCGAGUCGGUUGAUUGGUUGCCGUUUUGUUGCUGUCUUACUGGAAAACCGAUUACGGUAGAAAACUGUGGUAGUAAAAGUAAAUGUUAUGUUACCUUUCAAGAAUGUUUAGAAAAUUGUUCUAUUAGUACGUGUGAUGUACCAGAUUUCAAGUUUCAAACAAUGAAGACAACUAAGUAA
Messenger RNA from Lactuca virosa, 307 nucleotides. Lineage: Eukaryota; Viridiplantae; Streptophyta; Magnoliopsida; Asterales; Asteraceae. The record is from the annotation of a GenBank genome assembly.